Neurospora hispaniola is the source of this 655-nucleotide messenger RNA. RefSeq names its product eukaryotic translation initiation factor 1A, X-chromosomal. Gene Ontology annotation, cellular component: cytoplasm. Lineage: Eukaryota; Fungi; Ascomycota; Sordariomycetes; Sordariales; Sordariaceae. The transcript is spliced from 2 exons. The record is from RefSeq and is a predicted model, not a curated record. Gene Ontology annotation, molecular function: RNA binding; translation initiation factor activity. The coding region runs from base 101 to 550 and encodes 149 amino acids. Gene Ontology annotation, biological process: translational initiation.
CCUUCAAGGAGGAGGGUCAAGGUACGUGAACAUCCCGGUGUGGCGAGCAAGCGAUACGCACACAGCAUACAGCAAAAACCUGCGACAUCGACGCUCGCCCAUGCCUCUCGACAACAACAGCAAACGAACAACAAGCUCACACAUGUCUUUUCCUACAGAGUACGCUCAGGUCAUCAAGAUGCUGGGUAACGGCAGACUCGAGGCUAUGUGCUUCGACGGUGUCAAGCGUCUCGGUCUCAUCCGCGGCAAGCUUCGCAAGAAGAUCUGGAUCAACAACGGUGACAUCAUCCUUGUCUCCCUCCGUGAGUACCAGGACGAGAAGGGUGAUGUUAUCCUCAAGUACUCUGCCGACGAGGCCCGUUCUUUGUACGUUUUUCUUUUUUCCUUUCCGCUCUCCGUCCUGUCAACAACAGUCCUACUAACCACCUGCUUCCCCCAUCAACAGGAAGGCCUACGGCGAGCUUCCCGACACCGCCAAGAUCAACGAGACCGACACCUUCGGCCCCAACGAAGACGGCGACUGCGGCUUCGAGUUCGACGAGGACCGUGACUCCGAGGACGAGGAGGGCGCCGAGGCCGGUGGCAAGGCCGUUGAUAUCGACGACAUCUAAACGUGUCGUCGCCUUCUCAACACCAUAUCGUCGCCUCAUUCUUU